AUGGCGGUCUCGACCAAGCGUCGUGCGGCGAGUUGCGACUUUUCACCCUCGCCGUCACCGCCACCGUCGACGACGACCGCAAGGCCUGCAAAGAGGACCAAUCGCACAUCGACAGCAGCAUCCUUGCCUUUGAGCAAGUUUGGCGACGUCUUUGCUGCCGCAUCUAGCUCCUCUACCGAAGCAGCAACAACAACUGCUGCCUUGCCCGCACGAACACACGGACCGUCGUACCACCGGCCUUUGCUAGUCGACGACAACAAGGCUGUCCUUGCACUGCUGCAAUGGUUCCAAGCGGUCUCGAGCAAACGAGACAUGCCGUGGCGUGCAGCCUUCAUCAACGCUUCCGACUACGCUGAGCCACAAGAGCUGAGAGAAGCAAGGAAAAGGAGGGCAUACCAAGUAUGGAUUUCAGAGAUUAUGCUCCAGCAGACGCGCGUCGAGACGGUCAAGUCGUUCUGGCUCAACUGGAUGUCGAAAUGGCCCACCAUUGAAGCGCUAGCAGCGGCACCGGAAGAACAGGUGCUCGCUGCGUGGCGAGGAUUGGGAUACUACAGCCGAGCAACGCGCAUUCACACGGCGGCCAAAAAGGUUGUCGCCGACCCGAGCAUGGCUGGUCUGCUACCCGAAACACCCGCCGAGCUCGAAAAAAACGUCCCCGGUGUUGGACCGUAUACGGCCGGUGCGAUAUCUUCGAUCGUGUUCGGACAGCCGGUGCCCAUUCUCGACGGCAAUGUGGCGAGGGUCUUGUCGAGGCAGCUCGGAUUGUACGCCCACCCGAAAGCCAAGCAGACUACCGAUCUAAUGUGGGCGGCGGCAGACGUGUUGGUCAAGAAGGCGUACGAGGUUGGAGGUGAAAGAGGCACUGUGCCGGGUGAGUGGAAUCAGGCGCUGAUGGAGCUGGGCAGCACAGUGUGUACGCCUCUCAAGCCUGCAUGUGGCGAGUGUCCAAUUCGAUCGACGUGCAGGGUGUACAACGAAGCUGCUCAGGCGGAUGCGGUAGGACAAAGGAGCAGGAAGGCAGAAUCCAUGGUGGUCGAUUUGGAAGAUUUGUGCCGAUACUGCGAGCCUUUUCCUUCCGAAGAGGAAGGUGAGGAAGCUCGCACUUCGAAAGUGCAACAAGAAAAGGCUCAGCAAAACGGAAUCACCAAGUUACGCCAAGCGACGCUCUCUUUCGGCUUCUCGGCCACGCCAAGCUCCAAGUCGAAAGCCAAAGCAGAGCAAGACAAAGUUCAGCUGACAUAUUCGAUGGAAGCGCACAUUCGCAAGUAUCCGAUGAAGCUCGAAAAGAAAAAGAUUCGACAGGAAGAGUGUCUGGUCUGCAUCAUUCAGAGUCCACAAGGAGCUUUCAUGCUCGAACAGCGACCCGCUUCUGGCUUGCUCGCCAGUAUGUGGCAAUUCCCGUCGCUCACUCUCUCCACCACGGGUACCAGCUCGGAGGAAAGUGAGCAGGCGUUCCCCACGACGUCAAUACCCAAACUCAUCGACACAUUCAUCAACUCGCUCGUCGACCCCAAAACCACCGUCGAGACGAAGGACAAGGUAGGCAGCAUCACCCACAUUUUCUCGCAUCUGCAUCUCAUCAUGCACGUCUACAGCGUCUGCCUAUCUGCAGCUGCCGAUAAUCGCCUGGACAAGAUACAGAGCAAAGCCGUCUCGAAGAGACAGCAGCAAGAGACUGCAGAAAAGAACAAAAACUUUGGGGCCAAGCUCGGCGAUACUGCGUUGCGAAGAUGGGCAGAUGCCGACGAGGUCGAGGCAGAAACCAUGGGCACUGGAAUGCGCAACUGUUGGAUGGCGUUGCAAACCAAUCAGAAGCAGUCAGCUGCAUUCGCCAAAUCGAAGAAACCAACAGCGAGCAAACGUAGGAAAUGA
Sporisorium graminicola is the source of this 1872-nucleotide messenger RNA. RefSeq lists its product as uncharacterized. The transcript has a single exon. Bases 1 to 1872 code for a protein of 623 amino acids. Gene Ontology annotation, cellular component: nucleus. Gene Ontology annotation, biological process: mismatch repair; base-excision repair. NCBI's taxonomy places the organism in Eukaryota, Fungi, Basidiomycota, Ustilaginomycetes, Ustilaginales, Ustilaginaceae. The record is from RefSeq and is a predicted model, not a curated record. Gene Ontology annotation, molecular function: adenine/guanine mispair binding; purine-specific mismatch base pair DNA N-glycosylase activity; 4 iron, 4 sulfur cluster binding.